GCGUCCUUCGCGCGCGCAACGCAAAUAUUGCAGCAUUUCUCAAUCCUCUAGCUUCAAGUCCACUUAGCGACUGCGAGGAUCUCGUCGUGUAGUGCAUCCAAACCGGCUACCGUACAUGCAGGAUCCAGCCACUUAUCUAACAUUUAAACGGUAAAGGCAGUCGAUUCGGAUAAUACUAGGUUUUUGAUUGCAUGACAGUGUACGACUGGAUGCUUUAUCGAGUGUAAAAUGUCUGAACAACGAAAUAGUGAUGGAAUGUGUCCGAUUUCCGUUUACCAACCAAGCAGUUUAGGGUGCUUUGCGCAGAUUGUCUAGCCUAUCGGAUGGUUCCGAAUACAGGUGUUCCUGGAAAAAAAACGCAUGGUAAUAUUUCAGGGCAUGCACAUGACAUAAUGUUGUUGUAGGUGGAGACAACAUCGUCAGCUCUGACACAAGCAUCAUCGCCGCUUCAUCUGCUUUCAUUUAACCGCGUCUCUCCUUUCCUACCCACGGCAUCCCUGUCUGACGGAGGAGCCUGACGGCCGCUAGGAGAAAAGGAUGCUCACCGUAGCCACGACAGGACUGCGUCUGACCCUGAGGUAGCCAUCGAUACAGUUUUUGACGAAGUCAUUUCUAUAACUAGCAGUUUUUUUCUGUAUAGACAAAACACGCGGAUUUUGCUUGUGUCGACCGUGCUCUUUCAAACAAGGUCUUGAGAGAUUUGCGUUAGCUGUUGCGAUGAUAAAUCGCGUAAUGUAGGCUACGAAUACACUGUGGUAGACUGUCGCAGAUAAGCUACUAAUUCAUUAAUUUCUGUUUAUUUCAUCAGAAAGGACCCAAUUGCUAAAAACUGACUGGUGGUGUGCCAGUUUGAAUUGAAGAAUGAGUCAAACACCAAAAAUGGCACUCUAAAGGUGUGGAACGGGUAGUUCGUGUCUUCAACCUGCACGGACGGUCGGGAAUUAAGCGUAAUACCGAAAUCCUGUAUUUGACUUUGAGCCACUGUUUUCCGCUUCGGUAACACAAACCGCUGUGGACAUAAUGCUUUGAUCUUGGAGCAGUCUCAAAUCUCGGAGAACACAACUGCCUCUGAAACCUACCUGCUCCUGAAUUUAGCAAGUGAGCUCUGCCCCGUUAUCACCCAUUUACAAACUAAGUUUUAUAGCAGAGUAGGAUAUGAUACCAGGAGCUGCUGCAACGAUGUUACCUUCCUCUGAAGCUGCGAAACUCUACCAAAAGAACUAUAUCAGGAACUCCAGCGCCAUUGGACUCCUGUGGUCCAUUUUCACUAUACUUUUUGCUAUCUUGAACGUGGUGGUUUUCAUGCAGCCGUACUGGAUAGGGGACGGCAUGGACACACCUCAGGUUGGUUACUUCGGCCUCUUCCACUACUGUAUUGGUGACGGGCUCUCCCGGGACCUUGAUUGCCAGGGAACCUUUACCGAGUUUGCCGCCAUCCCUUCCACCGCGUUCAAGGCCGCGUCCUUUUUCGUGGGAACAUCCAUGGUCCUUGUGCUCUCUUGCAUCGGCUGCUUCGUCCUCUUCUUCUUCUGUAGUACGCACACAGUUUUCAAGAUAUGCGGAUGGAUGCAGCUGGCCUCAGGUGUGUGUCUGGUGCUGGGCUGCAUGAUCUACCCGGACGGCUGGGACGCCAAGGAGGUGCAGAGCAUGUGCGGGGAGCAGACGGACAAAUACUCCAUCGGAGCGUGCUCAGUGCGCUGGGCCUACAUCCUGGCCAUCAUGGGCAUCCUGGACGCCCUCAUCCUCUCCUUCCUGGCCUUCGUGCUGGGCAACCGACAGGACAACCUGAUGGCCGAGGAGCUGCUGGCGGAGAGUAAAGCGGAGGGUGGGAACGCCUAACACACACUGAGCUCUUGCCGCACCAGGGUCACGUCCUUGCAUAAUGAUCCAAGAUCCCAGAAGACGUCAAACAACAAUAGUAUCAUAAAAAAUGUAAGAACACACACACUCUCCACACACAACUACGUAGUUACCCCCCCCCCCCCCCCCACACACACACACAUACACACACACACACACACACACAUACAUACACACAUGAACUCUGCUAUGAACUGAACUUCUCACUCUGCCCCUAAUGUCUCUGCCACUUCCCAGGCUGUGAGAAGCCUCCCAAGGAACAUGUUCUCUGUACAUAUUUAAGCAGCACAUAAUUUAGAGACUGUUACCACAACCACCAGCCCCGUCCCGCAUCUUUUACACACACAACUGCAUCAGAACACACAUACACAAACACACACACACACACACACAACAUAAAUGAACAAUGUCAUAGCCUAUGUACAGUAUAGUAGACAAUCACACUCUAGAAGCCCGUCAAGAACGCAUUUCUCAACAUGGACAAUUAUUCAUGUACAUGGCGGCUCUUGUGACUGCCAAAAAAGCAUAUUAGAGCUGGUUUCCUGUUCAGGAUUACAUUUAUGUUUUUCCCUGUUUCCUGUGUUUUUCAUGACUUAUAACUUGUUGACAAAGAAUGCUUUAUUAUCAGUAGUAUGUUUCUGGAGCAGUUAGCAUUAAUGAAUAUAUGAAUACAGGCUAUCAGUUCUACUUCUCAUCACAUGUGGAAGCAUUUCAAAGACAAUUUCCACCUAACCUAACCUUCAGAAGAUUAUCACUGGAUCCCCUCGCACUGUGAAAGGAUUAAGACUGCACUAGCUUUUCCUGUCCUGUGUUUCAAUAUGAGUGUACGGCUGUUGUGUUUGCGUCUAUUAGAGAGAGAGAGAAAGAGAGAGAGAGUAAGUGUGUGUUGGUGUACCCUGAGCACACAAUGACAAUGGUAGGAUAACAACCAGGCAGUUUAACUAUAACCUAACAUCAGCUGAAACCAAGAAAAUCCAAAACCCAUCGGUGUUGUAAAAUUUACAGUGCCCAUUUAAUGUUUAAUGGCUUUCCAACAUAAAACCAAGAGAUUAUGUAAAUACAGUACUCCAUAAUGCAUACCUAGCUAUUUAUAGUUUAUUCUGGAUCACCCUUAAGACCAGCGCUCUUUCUGUCCUGUGGUUAUGAAAUAGCUUCUACCUUUUUCCAUAGGAGCCUAUGGGCCCCUCCAGCUAAUACUGUCCUAUGGCUCCUCACACAUUUAUUUACUCUGUGAUAACGUUCAGACUCUACUUAUAUCAGAACCUCUGUAGCAUAUCAGAAUUGUUCCAUUACUGCUGAUUACUUCAUUUGUACUUGACCUUAUCUUUUUGAAUGCAUAGCUUUAAAGGAGGUGUAAAGCUUAACCCACCAACCCCCCCCCCCACACACACACACACACAUAUCACAUGCACAUGCUAGUUAUGUAUUAUGGUGUUAGUUUGUACUCAUAUUUACAUAUACUGCACACUGCUAGACAAUGUAAACAUGCACAUGCAGAUGACUGCACUAUAGCUUUUCCUGUUACUGACCAACAUGGCUGGUCUGACUUUGUUGCGAUGUGUAAAUAUGUCAAAAAAAUCUAAACACCCCCCACGUGUUCUGUGUCUCUGUCUCUGUUCGGCCUGAGCCGUGUCUCAGCAAACGCACCCUUUAGUUGGGUUAUAUAUACAGGGUAUUUGAUGAGAAGAGGCAUCGCACCAACGGGGGUGGUUAUGAUAUGCCACAUUAUAAUCCCAUCUGUUUAGUUCUCCUGUUAUGGAUGUAUACUUGUGUAAAUAGCCCAUACAUUACAAAUGUGUAUGAAAUCAGCAAAGACUACAGAUUAUUAUAAAUGUCAAUAAAGAUUUUCACUGUGUAGGCA
Alosa sapidissima (American shad) is the source of this 3721-nucleotide messenger RNA. RefSeq names its product LHFPL tetraspan subfamily member 3 protein-like. The transcript is spliced from 4 exons. The record is from RefSeq and is a predicted model, not a curated record. Gene Ontology annotation, cellular component: plasma membrane. NCBI's taxonomy places the organism in Eukaryota, Metazoa, Chordata, Actinopteri, Clupeiformes, Clupeidae. Gene Ontology annotation, biological process: sensory perception of sound. The coding region runs from base 1156 to 1839 and encodes 227 amino acids.